Triplophysa rosa is the source of this 2469-nucleotide messenger RNA. RefSeq names its product RanBP-type and C3HC4-type zinc finger containing 1 (gene rbck1). Gene Ontology annotation, molecular function: ubiquitin-protein transferase activity; ubiquitin binding. The coding region runs from base 197 to 1723 and encodes 508 amino acids. The record is from RefSeq and is a predicted model, not a curated record. The transcript is spliced from 13 exons. Gene Ontology annotation, biological process: proteasome-mediated ubiquitin-dependent protein catabolic process; positive regulation of canonical NF-kappaB signal transduction; protein linear polyubiquitination. Gene Ontology annotation, cellular component: LUBAC complex. NCBI's taxonomy places the organism in Eukaryota, Metazoa, Chordata, Actinopteri, Cypriniformes, Nemacheilidae.
CUCUCAUUCAGAGAGAGAGACGCCUUGGUGUUAUCUGGGAACUUCCUGAAUACGAGCUUCGUUUCACUUUCCAUUUCUGCGCAGUUGCUUGGAAAUAAACAAAUGUUUUAAUCGUCAGUGUCCACUGUAAAGAAGAACGACGAAGAAGACAAAGAUUGAAUCAAAAACAUUGGUCAUAUGUAUUCAGGAUCCAAGUAUGGCUGCCCUAGAUGCUUCCAGCAAAAUUAAAGAAGCGGAGGACGUGGCCCGGCUGCUGAGCCAAGCCAUCAACUACAGAGAUAAAGAAGAAGCCACCAAAUGUCUCGAGCAGCUGUUGGAUCUGAAGCUCCCCGUGUGUGUCAAACUCAGACCAGAGGCAUACAGCCAAGAAACCAUCAGGUUGAGGGUGGGAGUGACGGAUGCGAUGUCAGAUGUUUGCAUCCCUAUUACAUUGAUGGUACCUGUUUACACGACCAUAUCAGAACUGAAAGAGAAGAUCAGUAAGGACUAUGGAUUCCACCCGGCCAUCCAGCGCUGGGUCAUCGGGAAGCGUCUCGCCCAGGACAAAGAUUCGUUGUAUCAAUAUGGGGUCAAAAUGCACGACGACUCGGCCUUCCUCUUUGUUCUGACGGCCAAGGCUGCUAAUCUGAGCCGGGAGCAGGAGAAGAAAGACAAAGGAGAGAAACUCAUAGACGAUAUCAUAGAAAACAUUGAGCUUCUAGAUAUUGCAGCUGCAUGCCCUCCAGAUGUGCUUCCAAAGCCAAAUAUUGCUUUACCUCCCAAACCUCAGCAGAUCGGAUGGUCGUGUUCAGAGUGCACGUACCUGAACAAACCCACCCGUCCCGGAUGUGAGAUGUGCAGCACAGCCAAACCCGAGAAUUACAAAGUUCCAGACCUGUACCGCCCGGACGAGGAGGAGACUAGGAGACUUCAGCAGGAGGAACUGGCUAGCCUGCAGUACGAGCAGUCUAUUAUGGCAGAACGGGAGAAUAAUUACCGUGACCUCUUGGAAACAGAUACUCGCAGUCUGGUGGGCAACACGGAAGAACUGGAUUGCGCAAUCUGCUUUUGCACCAUCCAGCCGGGACAGGGCGCUGUACUGCGAGAGUGUCUGCACAGCUUCUGCAGGGAAUGUCUGAAAGGAACAGUGGUGAACUGCACAGACGCAGAAGUCGCGUGUCCUUUCGUAGACCAGGAGUACUCCUGUAACUGCAAACUUCAAGACAGAGAAAUCAAAUCUCUACUUACCCAGGAGGAGUAUCAGAAGUUUCUGGAACUGAGGCUGAGCAUCGCAGAGUCCCGCAGCGAGAACAGUUACCACUGCAAGACGCCCGACUGCGCAGGCUGGUGCAUCUUCGAGGACGACGUGAACGAGUUCACAUGCGACAUCUGCAACGAGACCAACUGCCUUCUCUGCAAAGCCAUUCACAAGAAUAUGAAUUGCAAGGAGUAUCAGGAUGAUCUUCGUGUAAGAGCACAGAACGACGCAGCAGCCCGGCAGACCACCGAGAUGCUUGAGCAACUUGUCCGAACCGGCGAGGCGAUGAACUGUCCCAAAUGUCAGGUGAUCGUCCAGAAGAAGGACGGCUGUGACUGGAUCUGCUGUCUGAUGUGCAAGACAGAGAUCUGCUGGGUGACCAAACAAGCUCGAUGGGGACCACAGGGUGCUGGAGAUACUUCAGGUGGCUGUAAAUGUCGAGUCAACGGAGUUCUCUGCCAUCCAAAGUGUCAGAACUGCCACUAAACGCUGAUCGCUGCUGAUUUACUACAUCAACACAACACUUCUACACAUUCCAUGACACCUCACGAUGGGUCGACAUGCUUCAUCUGCUGUGACACUGUCAAAUGUUUACUGCCUUUAUUUGGCCGAAUAAUCCACAUUAAUUCAGGACUGUAGAUAUUCUAAAGAUUACAGACCUGUGUUUUAAACAUAGGCCUAGAUCAAAUCAGGACAAGAAUUUGGAUAUUAUUAUUUAAAGAUAGAAAGUGCCUUUAAGUUAUUUCUAUGCAUUAAAUGAUAUGGGAUGAAGAUGUGGCUACACGUAUCUUGACCAAAGUGUUUACGCUAAACUGAUGUCUUAAAUCACUACUAUUUUUAUGUAAAAUCAUGCUAUGGGACUUGUGCAAUGAUCAAUAAUCAAACCAUUUCUUUUGUCAUCGGCAGAAUAUUGGCGCUGUGAAACGAAUUGUAAGAGGCUUCGUGGUGCAUCUCGACUUGUAAAAGGGAUUUUUUGUUUGCUCUGCAGUUGUUAUCAGUCUAGUGUGAUGUUCAAAAUGUGUACAGCCAAGGUAUAAUUGAAACUAUGAAGGAUGUAAUAGAAAGAAAAUAUUCUUGACUAAUGCAGAGAAAUUCUGGAAAACAGAAAGGGCUUUUUUAUAUACCAAAAAAUAUCUAUCCCAAAUAUCAUGAUGACAGAAUACUUAAAACGAGAAUACAUUUUUUGCAAUUGUUUACAAUAUUUUAUAAAUUAAUAAAGCUGGCACAAAACA